Gossypium raimondii (Peruvian cotton) is the source of this 1533-nucleotide messenger RNA. RefSeq lists its product as uncharacterized. Lineage: Eukaryota; Viridiplantae; Streptophyta; Magnoliopsida; Malvales; Malvaceae. The transcript has 4 exons. The record is from RefSeq and is a predicted model, not a curated record. Bases 1 to 1533 code for a protein of 510 amino acids.
AUGACGAAAGGGGAAGAAAGUGAUGUGCGGAGGAGGAGGUGCAAUCUGGGAGCAGAUGAAAGAGAGAAAAUGAAUGGGGUGGAAGAUAAUGCGGCUGUCCAAACUUGGUCUGAGACAACACAACAAGAGAAAGGUGAUAGUUUGGCCGAGGGGUAUGUGUCAGAGUUGUGGGACUUCACUCGUGUUAGCGUGACUCAGAAUAGCCUACAGGAACUAAAGGCAAUUUGGGAUCAGUGGAAUGAUGAGAUUAAACAGCUCUUCUACUCUAGCUAUGGAGACCUACCUUACUUGCUCGACGUAAAGGUGGAUAAGCGCCUGUUCCGUGCCUUAGCCCAAUUUUGGAAUUCGGCUUAUUGUUGUUUUACCUUUGGAAGUGUUGAUUUAGUGCCUACAGUGGAGGAAUACACGGCAUUGCUUCGUUGUUCAAAAAUUCAAGUGGACAAAGCCUAUUCAAGAGCUGCUAAUGUUCCAACCUUUCUGAAGAAGUUGGUGAAUAUAACUGGGAUGAGUGAGCAAUGGGUCGCGGCACGAAUCAAACAGAAGGGAGAUAGCAAAUGUAUUCCUUGGAAGAAUCUGAGAGAUUUAAUUCAAGUACAUCCAGACACAAAGAAGAGGGUUGAUAUUUUUGCUUUGAGCAUCUACGGCCUAGUUGUCUUUCCCAAAGCCUUGGGACAUAUCGAUGAAGCAGUCACUGAUCUUUUCGAUCGACUUGAUAAAGGAGUCACACCGGUUCCAGCAAUUUUAGCAGAAACUUUCAGGUCACUGAACGAAUGCCGAAGAGUAGGUGAAGGAAGAUUCAUUGGAUGUGUGCAGCUUCUCUUGGCAUGGUUUCACAGUCAUUUCAGGAAGGUUGAUAAGCUUUCUUAUCGAGUUUUUUCUGAAACUUAUUCGCCCUUAAAAGAAAUAGUGGAAAUACCGAUGCAAGAUGGGGCCUUAGAAGAAAGAUGGAUUGUAACUCUUCAGAAUCUUCAAGAGGAGGACAUUGAGUGGAGAGCUCAUUGGUUGCUGUCAGAUGAGAUAUUGUAUAGAUGUGGAGAUUUUGAUUGGGUUCCCCUACUUGGGAUUUGGGGAGCUAUUGGUUAUGCACCGUUACUGGUAUUGAGGCAGUAUAGAUCGAGGCAGCUCGUACCUACAACCCAAGGAUUAGCUCAAAGUGAGUUCUCGUACAAGUGUGAUGGCUACAAGAAAAAAAUUCGAGAAAUGACAAAUGCUUGGAGGCAGACUCGUCAAUUGAAGAGAUUGUCAGUAGGUCCGUCGAUAACUCCUGAAUAUAUCAGUCAAAGAGACAACCAAUUAGUAGAAAAACAUGUACAUAGGGUCCCUUCUGAGCUAGAAAUCAUAAAACAAGAUUUCGAAAGAAGAAAUUCUGAGCUUGAGAAGAAGAUAGGGCAAAUGGAAGAGGAAAAGAUGAGUCUGAAGCUGGAUGUGGAUGUUCAGAAGCUGGAAACCGAAGGCCUGAGGAAAGAAAAGCGCAAAGCUGAGGAGGAUUUGAAUAGCUUGAAGACGGAUUAUAAGAGGCUACGAUGUCAAUGA